This is a messenger RNA of Electrophorus electricus (electric eel), 3975 nucleotides long. It is a transcript of the gene cnot3b, whose product is annotated as CCR4-NOT transcription complex, subunit 3b. Gene Ontology annotation, cellular component: nucleus; CCR4-NOT core complex. Lineage: Eukaryota; Metazoa; Chordata; Actinopteri; Gymnotiformes; Gymnotidae. The record is from RefSeq and is a predicted model, not a curated record. Gene Ontology annotation, biological process: regulation of DNA-templated transcription.
UGGUGGCCAUCUUUGAUGCGCGAAGUGAUUGUUUGUCGAAUAGAAAUAGUAAGAAAUAAAAAUAAAGCCUGAAAAGUUGGGAAAUUGUGGUUGGAACUAAAGGUGAAAUAAAGAGGGAAAGUGAAACUCAGGAAAAUCAGUGAAAGAAGGCAUGAAGACAGCAUCCUAGUUAAGUCAUGGCUGAUAAAAGAAAAUUACAAGGUGAAAUCGAUCGAUGUCUAAAAAAAGUAGCAGAAGGAGUGGAGCAGUUUGAGGACAUCUGGCAAAAGCUUCACAAUGCAGCCAAUGCCAACCAAAAAGAGAAAUAUGAGGCUGACCUCAAGAAAGAGAUAAAAAAAUUACAGCGCCUUCGAGACCAGAUUAAGACGUGGGUGGCCUCCAACGAAAUCAAAGACAAACGGCAGCUGGUAGAAAACCGUAAACUUAUAGAGACGCAAAUGGAGCGCUUUAAAAUCGUGGAGCGGGAAACAAAAACAAAAGCAUACUCUAAAGAGGGACUCGGUCUUGCCCAGAAAGUAGACCCUGCCCAGAAAGAAAAAGAAGAGGUUGGACAGUGGCUUACGACGACAAUAGACACCCUUAACAUGCAGGUGGACCAGUUUGAGAGUGAGGUGGAAUCACUCUCAGUACAGACAAGGAAGAAGAAAGGGGAUAAAGAGAAGCAGGACCGGAUAGAGGAGCUGAAGAGGUUAAUUGAGCGUCACCGCUACCACAUCCGCAUGCUGGAGACCAUUCUGAGAAUGCUGGACAAUGACUCCGUGCAGGUGGAGGCCAUACGCAAGAUCAAAGAUGAUGUGGAGUACUAUCUAGAUUCCUCUCAGGAACCUGACUUUGAGGAGAAUGAGUUCCUUUAUGACGACCUGGAUCUAGAGGAUAUAUCCCAGCCGUUAGUCGCUACAUCUCCACCAACACACAUAGAGGAUGACAUCUUCCAGCACUCCAGUUCCACGCCGACCUCCACCACUUCGUCUUCCCCAAUCCCUCCAUCCCCUGCCACUUGCACUACGAAUUCGGAGGAUGACAAGAAACGAGGGCGUUCCACAGACAGUGAAUUCAGCCAGUCUCCUGUGAAGAAUGGCAACCCUUCGUCCCUAUCCUCCCCAUCCUCCUCAUCCUUGGGAGCCUCCUCAACCUCAGUAGUAUCUAUGGCAACCAGCAGCAGCAGCUCAGUGACCGGGUGCAACAGUCUCCUAGGCAACAUGGGUGGCCUGCAUCAGAACUCUUGCAGCUACAGCUCUGCCAUCCAGCAGCAAACCCAGCAGGCUCAGCAACAGCCUAAGAAUGCCAUCAACUCACAAUCCAGCACCACUCCUGUGCCCUCUAAUUGUGUUCUUCUGCCCACCUCCACCUCAGCAUCCUCUUCUCCCAAUACCAGCAUGGCCAGCUGCCAACCGCAGCCUCCACUGGGGCCUUCUCCAGCCUCUGGUUUGGGCCAGGGUCUGGGGUUGGGCCUGGGGAAGGGUGGUGUGACAGCAAACAGCAACGUUGGCCAGAUUCCAAACCUCAGCCUUUCAGGGAUGUCGGCAUCCAUGAACAGCAUGGUGGGGCUCUUACGAGGGUCCACCCCUGCACCUUACGCCCAGGCGGCAGCCACUGGCACAGCAGCCAGUGGUUUGCCUGGGUCAGCCGGGCCCAAUGCUAGCAGCACAAACUCUAGUGAAGCACUAACGCUGGCAGGAACCAAUGGAGGCGUCGCCUCUGCAGGUCUUCUUGGCUCAUCACCCAGCAUCACAAGCAUCAGUGGUGGGAUCUUGGGUCUCAGUUCUACACAAACUCCUGUGCAGCCCUCGUCCUUGGUGACCCCCAGCCCUGUGGGAGGAGGCCACAUACAGGGGAGCACUGUGGGUGUUAUCGGGUGCAAUGGUGGCAAUUCCGGGACAGGAAGCACUGGGCUGCCACGACCACCUAGUGGACAGAAACAGAACGGCGGCACAACCUAUAGUGCCAUAGUAGCAGAUAGCACAUCAGACUCCUCCCUCAGCAGUGCCAGCCAAUCACAGAACAGCCAAGCCUCAACCUUAAAUUCCACAAACAGUCUGCCUAAGGACGGUGGAUCCAGCCUUUUGGGAUCGAUGGCUCUCCCUCCCAGCUCCCCCUCGCCCUCCUACAGUGAGGCUAAACCCAGUGGGAGCAGUAUACUCAAUGGCCCUCACUCCUAUACACAAGCUACCGAUGCCAUCAAGUCUCAGGAGCCAUUGAGUUCUCUGAAGUCGAUGGCAGAGAGGGCAGCCCAGGGCUCAGGGUUAGAGGGUGAACUCUCUGCACUACAUCUCACUGGAGAUAUCUUCCCUGGAUCUGCAGCCCCCUCAGGUCCUCCUGUGGCUCCCCAGUCUUCUCUGUCGGAGGUGAACAUCCCUCCAUCACUAGGAGUUUGUCCCCUGGGCCCCACACCUCUCUCCAAAGAGCAGCUAUACCAGCAAGCCAUGCAGGAGUCAGCCUGGACACACAUGCCCCACCCAUCCGACUCUGAGAGGAUCAGGCAGUACCUGAUGAGGAACCCCUGUCCCACAUUGCCUUUCCACCACCAGGUGCCACCACCGCACUCAGACUCUGUGGAGUUCUACCAGAGAUUGUCUACAGAGACCCUCUUCUUCAUCUUUUACUACCUAGAGGGGACAAAAGCGCAGUAUCUGGCAGCCAAGGCCUUGAAAAAACAGUCAUGGAGGUUCCACACAAAGUACAUGAUGUGGUUUCAGAGGCACGAAGAGCCCAAGACCAUAACUGAUGAGUUUGAGCAGGGGACAUACAUUUAUUUUGACUAUGAGAAGUGGGGUCAGAGGAAAAAAGAAGGCUUUACAUUUGAGUACAGGUACCUUGAGGACCGGGACCUCCAGUGACAGAUGGACAAUAAGAACUGCAGACUACUGUUGACAUUCCUGGACUGAAUCUACCCUCUCACAUGCUGGUGAGGUGACUCAGAUGCUUUUUGCGAGGAUGUUGUAUGUCUCAUUGGUGCAUAUGUCCUUUGGAGCUUCUCUCACUACCUGCAAACUUCACCUGCCCAGUACCAAACCAGUCUGCUUAUGGUAAAAUGUUCAGCCUCACAUUUUGACUUGGACACUUAUCGUUUGUUGCCUUGUUUUAGUAGCCACAUAAAAAAAAACCUUUACUGAACAUUAUUGAGCCAAAGAAAAAUGUAGUCCAGCAGAAGCUGACAAAUAAAGCCGUCAGAUAGUGUUACUGAUAGUGUUUCUAGUGGCAUGUUGUGCACAAGCCAGUAUCAAAUAUCAGAGUUUUUAGCACAACAGAAUAAAGAACUGUGAAAGACCAAAUUCAACCCAUCUUUCUAAACGCCACUCUUAUAAUUUUACAUUUCUAAAUCAUUUUACAGCUGGAUCAACUAGCCUCCUUUUACCACAACAGCCAUCAUUAAUUUUAUACCCUCUACCAUAUUAUGUUAAGCAUUUUUUAAAAGACGUUUUUAAAACUUAUGGGUUGAUUACAACCCAUAAUCACACUGUACAUUCUAGUUUAACUGUUACUAUCUUGGCCCAAAUCUUACAAAAGAUAAUGACUGAAACAGUUAAAUGGAACAUGAACAGCACCAGCAGUAAAAAAUGUCAUAGGGUUGUUCACAUACGUCAGAAACAUUGAAGACCAGCUCCAAUUGGCUGUGUACCCCAUCGCAUGACAUUACAGAAACACCAUACUCAGCCUUUAUUUAGGCCGACAAAGGAGGAAAAGUUAAUCUUUGAAGGAUCAAUGAAAGCAUGCAGGCAAUAUGAGUAAAAAAACCCCAACAUUUUAUAUAUAUAUAUAUAUAUUUUACACACCUCUCACCUGUUAUGGACAUUCAAAAAUAAAACCGAAGCAUCACUUCAGUCUUUGUAGGGGCUUGUUUAGUCCCCACUGCUUUCCUCCUUAUCUGUAUGCAAACAAAUUCAUUUCACAAAACCUCUAUGAAAUUCUCCAAUUUUUGGAGUGCCAUCUCAAAUUAACCCCAUGUAUACUGGCCAUUUUGGACAUGAUGACUAU